This is a messenger RNA of Stegodyphus dumicola, 1119 nucleotides long. RefSeq lists its product as uncharacterized. The record is from RefSeq and is a predicted model, not a curated record. NCBI's taxonomy places the organism in Eukaryota, Metazoa, Arthropoda, Arachnida, Araneae, Eresidae.
AUGUGCAACAGAAUUAAUUCCGAGAGUAAAAAGGGAACGAUCAAAACUGUCCAGGAAGUUGAAAAUAAAGUACUUUCGAAUCAAAGCAACCGUUCUGAAGUUUAUUUACAAACUUUGGUCGUAGGGGUAGCUGGGAAAACCUUAAAGGGUUAUUUAAGAUUGCUAAUAGACACCGGAAGUCAGAACACGUACAUAAGUCAAUAUGCUGCUAAAACGUUGAAAUUAGAAAAGAUAGGAACUGAAAGAAUUAAACAUGGGUUAUUUGGGGGUGUAGAAGUUUCGGAAGAUCAUAAUCGUUAUCAAAUAGAUUUAACUAGUUUGGAUGGAAAGUACAGGUGUAAAAUCGAAGCACUAGACCAGAGGAAAAUUUGUUCGUCACUACCUAAGAUCAAAGACGAAAAAUUAAUUAAAGUAAUGGAAAAAAGGGGAAUCCUUAUCAACGACAAUCAUGUGAAUGGAAAUCUCUGUCUGUUUCAAGAAAAUCCGGAAGAGAUUCAUAUGCUGUUAGGAGCGGACACCGCAGCACAAUUGUUCACUGAAAGAAUUGAACAUUUUGCGGGGGAUUACGUAGCCUUUGAGACCAAGUUAGGCUGGACUUUAAUGGGCAAGAUUAAAGAGAAUGCGAAUACGUCGAGUUCCCUGUCCGUUCUUUCUUUAUCCUUACAUGUUUCCGAUACAAAUUUGUCCAAUCUUUGGCGUUUAGACACCUUGGGGAUUUCAAGUGAGGAAAACAAAACGAAAAGUGUCUUGGAAGAAGAAACUCGAAAACAUUUCUUAAAAAGUGUAAAACGAGAUAGCUCAGGGAGAUAUGAAGUAACCUUACCCUUUAUUUUAGAUAAAUCCGUCUUAUCCAGUAACCGUACUAUGGCAGAAAGACACCUCGUCAAAACCGAAAGUAAACUAAUUAACACACGCAGAAGAAAAGAUUACGAAGAAAUAUUUGAUGAGUGGGAAGCGAAGGACAUUAUUGAGGUAGUAACUGAGGAAAAGGAGGAAGGAGUGCACUACUUGUCACACAGACCUGUAAUAAAAGAGUCUAGUGAAACUACAAAGAUACGGCCUGUUUUCAAUGCAUCUGCACGUUCUAAGAAUUCACCCUCUCUCUCAAUGAUUGUUUGA